AUGUUUCCGGUUUUUCUAGCCGGUCUAGCCGGAUCGGAUUGGUGCAUUGCGGUAGGAGCUAUUUUAAUCGUUGUGCUGAUUCUGCUUGACAUCUCCGAUGACACGGCGCAUUUUCAUUCGUGUUUCAGUGUGAUGUUUCCGGUUUUUCUAGCCGGUCUAGCCGGAUCGGAAAGAGCAAUCAUCGGCGGCUUACAGGUGACAGUCGCCGCCAACACCCUCUACGCUCCUCCCUAUUUUUAA
Messenger RNA from Haemonchus placei, 240 nucleotides. The record is from the annotation of a GenBank genome assembly. Lineage: Eukaryota; Metazoa; Nematoda; Chromadorea; Rhabditida; Trichostrongylidae.